AGGGCUCCAAGCCACAAAACCGCCCACGCGAGGCGAGGCGAGACGAGACACGAAUCCGCCGCUCCCGACGCAGCAACGCCGUCGCCGUCGCCGCCGGAAUAGAGCAGGAGGAGCGCUCGCGGGAGCACCUCCACCCACCCGUUUGGGUUCCCUCGGCAGACCGAGUGACAUGUCCCCCUCGCCGCUGCUCGUCCGGCCGCCGGCGCCGGCGCCGGCGAGCCCGUCCCUGCCGCCUCGCCGGUGCGCUCCGGCCGUAGCCUCUCCGGCGCUCCGCGUGGCUCCGUCCAGCGCCUCUGCAGCCCCAUUCUCCAGGCUGCUCACCAGGCGCAAUUUUGCUGCGUCUGAUAUUAGAGAGGACUACUCCUCCACUCCAAUUGAUGUCGUUGCCGAUGUAAAAACCGAGAAGAUUGUGGUGUUGGGAGGGAGUGGAUUUGUUGGCUCUGCUAUUUGCAAAGCUGCUGUCUCUAAGGGCAUUGAGGUUGUGAGCCUUAGCAGGUCAGGAAGACCAUCUUACUCUGAUCCAUGGGUUGAUCAAGUUACUUGGCUAGCAGGAGAUGUUUUCUAUGCAAGAUGGGAUGAAGUGUUGGUCGGUGCUACUGCUGUUGUGUCUACUCUUGGUGGGUUUGGUAAUGAAGAACAGAUGAAAAGGAUAAAUGGUGAGGCAAAUGUAACAGCAGUAGAUGCUGCAAAAGAAUUUGGCAUCCCCAAAUUCAUUUUAAUUUCUGUUCAUGAUUACAAUCUUCCAUCCUUUCUUCUUAACUCGGGUUACUUCACUGGUAAGAGAAAGGCUGAAUCUGAAGUGCUCUCCAAAUACCCAACCUCAGGUGUUGUAUUGAGGCCUGGUUUCAUUUAUGGUAAAAGGAAAGUUGAUGGCUUUGAGAUACCACUCGAUGUUGUAGGACAGCCAUUAGAAAAACUACUUUCCUCUGUUGAAAAUUUCACAAAACCGUUGAGUUCUUUGCCAGCUUCUGACCUACUCCUUGCACCCCCAGUGAGUGUGGAUGAUGUUGCCUAUGCUGUGAUCAAUGGAGUCAUAGAUGACAGCUUCUUUGGUGUCUUCACAAUUGAGCAAAUUAAGGAAGCCGCGACGAAAGUAAGAGUGUGAGCUGGGAGUCUUCCUUGCACAGGUGGAAGAUUUCCAAACCUGCGGAUCCUUAUUAAGUGAUAUCUCAGUGUUUUCUUGCAGUCUUAGAUCAUACAUUCAAUGGUUACAAUUAAGUCCAAACACUGUACAGUAUAUGAAUAAGAAUGUAGUAGUUGUUCCCUCCAAUCAGAGAAGGCAUUGAUGGCAAA
This is a messenger RNA of Oryza brachyantha (malo sina), 1293 nucleotides long. RefSeq lists its product as uncharacterized. Gene Ontology annotation, cellular component: mitochondrion. The record is from RefSeq and is a predicted model, not a curated record. Lineage: Eukaryota; Viridiplantae; Streptophyta; Magnoliopsida; Poales; Poaceae. Gene Ontology annotation, molecular function: protein-containing complex binding. The transcript has 7 exons. Bases 170 to 1105 code for a protein of 311 amino acids.